AUGUUACAACAACAACAACAAAGGCAAGAAAACCUGAAAAUGAGAACACCACCCACCCAUUUGCUAAGCUUUACCGAGCAAAUAUAUAACUUUCAGAUAUGUGCAACAGAUUUUGCCUCAAGUCUGAUAUGUAUUGCCUCCGAUAAAAAAUUGAUAUUAGGGUUAGCAAGAUUCCCGGAAGAAUCAGAAAACGAUACCUUUGAAUGGGAACGCCUAAAGGAUAUAUACAAUGAAAGUCGUUGUCAUGCCCUUGCAUUUCAUCCAGAAACAUCACUGAUGUCCGUACCCAAAACUGUUACCUUCUGUUCAGCUGGUGCUGAUUUUGUGCUACGUAUCUUUCGUACAGAUUUACAAAAUGCCGAUACUGUGCAGGCUUUAAAGGCCCAUACAAAUUAUGUUAAUGAUAUUGCCUGGGAUACGGAAGGAGAAUUUUUAGCCUCCGUUAGUGAUGAUCAUUCAUGUAAAAUCUGGUCAUCGGAGUCGCAUUAUGAAAAUGUUAUAACAUUUUGUUUAUCAUCGGCUGGUAUGUCGGUUAAAUGGCAUCCCGAGGAACCGCAUAAAGUUUUAGUGGCAGAGAAAAAGGGUGUUGUCCAUUUGUAUAAUGUACGUUCGCAACAGGCAAUUAUUUCAUUGGAAGCACCACGAGGACCCCUAAUGUCUGCCGAUUGGUCGCUGAAUAAUUGUCAUUUUAUAACGGCGUUGGCAUAUGGUGAUGUAGUCACAUGGGAUUUAUCACAUAAACCCUGUUCCCCGUCAGAUGUUAAACAGGUCCAUGAAGAUGGUGGUAGAUGUGUACGAUUUGCACCCAACACCGAAUUGGUAACGGCUAGUAUAGGAAGACCGGAUAUUACUUUGAAAGUGUUUACGGCCAAAUCUUCAGUGCCAUUAGUGGAAGCCGGUUUGAAAUUGUAUGCUGGCCUAUGUUGGCAUCAUCGUUUGCCAUAUGUGGCUGCGGCAUAUGAUCGUAAGCUGGGCUUUUGGAAAGUCCAAUUUAAAUAA
Molecule: messenger RNA, 999 nt
Organism: Musca vetustissima
Lineage: Eukaryota; Metazoa; Arthropoda; Insecta; Diptera; Muscidae
Gene: Nup37
Product: nucleoporin Nup37
Exons: 3
Coding region: 1-999 (332 amino acids)
Cellular component (GO): nuclear pore outer ring
Molecular function (GO): protein binding
Source: RefSeq, a predicted model, not a curated record